Messenger RNA from Leptinotarsa decemlineata (Colorado potato beetle), 2155 nucleotides. Its product is annotated as facilitated trehalose transporter Tret1. Lineage: Eukaryota; Metazoa; Arthropoda; Insecta; Coleoptera; Chrysomelidae. Gene Ontology annotation, biological process: transmembrane transport. Gene Ontology annotation, molecular function: transmembrane transporter activity. Gene Ontology annotation, cellular component: membrane. The record is from RefSeq and is a predicted model, not a curated record.
UCCACACUUGCCAAAUUGAAAGUGUGUUUUCAUUUUAAUUGUGAAGUUAAUUUGUAUACGUUGUUUUUAUAUGUUAUACUAUUGUUUCUUACUUUGUAAAACUACCAGUUGCGCUCAUGUCUGAAUAACUAAUUUCACUUAACAUAAAAUCAGCGAAAAUUUAAAAUACUGCCUACGGAAUUACUGAAAAAAAUCUGUCGUAAGGUGUCUAAUUUAGUCAUCAAUAGUGUGCUCAAUGGAAAAUUCGGAUCCAAAUGAUCGCAAGAGGAAAAGUGACACAGUUUUUCUAUACUUCGUUUUAUGUACAGCCAAUGUUCUUCAGUUCGAGUAUGGCUGCUGCCUCGUUUGGACGUCCCCUGUAAUUCCUCAACUUCAAUCACCUGAUCCAGAGGUCAACCCCUUAGGAGAGCGAAUCACCACUUUCCAAAUAUCUUUGUUAGCUGGGAUACCUCCAUUAGUGAUGAUUCUAGCACCGAUAUUAUUUGGAAAACUUCCUGAUGUUAUCGGAAGAAAAAACACGAUGAUCGGAAUAUCUUCAGUGUUCUUACUGGCAAAUACAGCACUGUCCUUUGGAAGCCAUAUAUAUGUGUACUACGCUGGAAGAAGUGUCAUAGGACUGUGUAUGGGUCUAUUGAUGAUUGUGCUUCCAAUAUAUUUAAAUGAAAUUUGUGAAGAUCACAACAGAGCUAAACAUGGAUGUCUGAUGAUGUUUUUCAUCCCCCUUGGAAGUCUUUAUGGUUUCCUUGUAGGUGCAGUAACAACUGUCGAAGUUUUCACUCUACUCUCUACCAUGCCUCUCAUUCCACAACUGAUCGUUUUCUGUUUGGUGUUACCUGAAUCGCCAUACUACACAGCGUCCAAAGGAGAAAAACAAACGACUAUUUCAAUAUUGGAGAGGUUGCGAAGUAACAAAAGCAGCGAAGAAAUCGAAGCAGAUUACAAGCACAUUGAAACAACACUAAAAUCCCUAUCAAAGUCAGAAAAAGGUAGCUGGAAGGAUAUUCUGAGAUCCAAAGCAUCGAGGAAAGGAUUCAUCAUCGGUUUGGGUUCGUGUCUGUCAACUCAAAUGUCAGGAAUUCCUGUUAUCAUGUCCUACAUGGGACUCAUUUUCAAUAAUGCUAGAACAAACAUGUCUGGAAACGCUGUGUCAAUCCUGGUUGGAUCUGUGAAACUUUUUUGCUACUUCGUAACAAUGAAUAUUGUGGAAAAAUUCGGUAGGAGACCGUUGCUACUUUUCUCUUCUACUGGUUGUGGAAUAUCGCUUGGUAUCCUUGCUGUCUAUCUGUAUUUGAAUGACGUGGAUUCCCCUAUAAUCGAUAAUAUCAGGUGGCUCCCAGUUGUCUCUAUAUUGGUUUACAUUUCUAGCUUGUCCCUAGGACUGGGCUCAAUACCCACAGCAAUUCUUAGUGAAUUCUUUUCAGAUGACCUAAGGUCAGUAGCUACAUCUUCUGCUUUGAUAAUAGUGAAUUUCUGUAUAUUCAUUUUGACUACAGCUUUUCCUAUUUUAUCAGAGCUUUGGGGGGUACACUACUGCAUUGGAAUUUUCAGUAUCAGUUGUUUCUUCAGUUUCAUUUUCCUGUUCUUGAUGUUUCCUGAGACCAGAGGCAAAAGUUUCUUGGAAAUUCAAGAAAUAUUGAUGAAGUGAUAUUGAAGUACUUCUAUAACUGUAUUAUCUCUUCAAUGUGGGCAUGUUUAUGUGAAUUCCAAUCAAAAGUUAUUCGAAAGAAUGAAGAUUGAAAUUUCAAUUUUUUCUCUUGAGUAUAAAUUGAUGUAAUUUGAACAUUAACUGUUCACUUCAGAAUGUUGCAAAGAGGAAUUAAUCUUGUGACCAAACGUAACCUACCAUAAAUUUUUUUGUUUCAACGGUUUCGACUAUGUUAGUCAUUAGCAAUAUAAAUUAAUCAGUUACUGCAUCAUCACGAUAUGCAGCAUAUCAGCCAUGUUCCAUUACAGAAUCAUACCAACUUCAACUGGACACAUUCUUUCAAUAAAAAUAUCUGGUCUUGGUGGGAGUCGAACUCACGACCUCUCGACUGUGAGUCGAGAGGUCGUGCUAAUUCACCGAUAAGUAGUGAAUGUGUGGCCACGAAGGUAUUUAUUUAUGUGGUAUGAUAAAUAUGUAAAAAUGUAAAGUAAAAUAAAAAAGUGUCUCGGA